UUGAGAUUUUGAGGACAAUUAAAUUUAAUAGACCCAGCGUCACCUAUUCAGGAAGAGAUAAUUUUAUUUCAUGACCACGCUUUAACAUUACUUAUUGGUAUUUUUGCCUUCGUAUGUAUCAUAGGUGUAAGGUUACUUAUUACUAGACUAUCCACACGGACUAUCGUAGAGGCUCAACUAUUAGAAACCGUCUGAACAGUAAUUCCAGCACUACUAUUACUUUGGUUGGCUUUUCCAAGUAUACGAUUGUUAUACCUACUAGAUGAUAAUAGCAAUUCCGAGAUAAGCUUAAAAAGAAUUGGUCAUCAAUGAUAUUGAAGUUACGAGACUAAUAGUGUGAAGAUUGAGAGUUACAUGAUUAGUGAUCAUAAUUAUCGUCUACUAGAAGUAGAUAAACCCCUCUUACUACAAAUUCACACAAACUAUACUAAUCUCCUAACAAGAGCUGACGUGUUGCAUUCGUGGGCCUUACCAAGAAUCGGUGUAAAAAUAGACGCUGUCCCGGGACGGCUAAACAGUAUGAAUCUCUAUUGAAACUAUCCUGGUAUUUACUACGGACAGUGCAGAGAAAUCUGUGGAGCUAACCAUUCUUUCAUGCCGAUUCAAGUAAAAAUUUGAGACCCGAAUUUUGAGAAGCAAAUAUAUUGUGAGUGCGCAUAG
Messenger RNA from Physella acuta, 660 nucleotides. Lineage: Eukaryota; Metazoa; Mollusca; Gastropoda; Physidae. The record is from the annotation of a RefSeq genome assembly.